This is a messenger RNA of Dentiscutata erythropus, 740 nucleotides long. Lineage: Eukaryota; Fungi; Glomeromycota; Glomeromycetes; Diversisporales; Gigasporaceae. The record is from the annotation of a GenBank genome assembly.
AUGUCGAAUAAUUCCUGUAGAAAGUCUCCAUUAGACUUAUUCAAUGAUUCCACAAAACCUUAUAUAAAUGUAUGCGCGCCAAUGGUUAGAUAUAGUAAACUGCCGUUUCGAGAACUGGUUCGUGGUUAUAAUGUAGAUUUAGCUUAUACCCCAAUGAUUUUAGCAAAAGAAUUUAAAAACUCGAGUUUUGCUCGGGAUUUCGAUUUUAGUACUUCUCCUACGGAUAAUCCACUAAUUAUACAAUUCGCAAGCAACAGUCCAGUGGAACUUACUAAAGCUGCAGAACUUGUGAUCGGAUACGUCGAUGGAAUUGAUCUGAAUUGUGGGUGUCCACAAAAAUGGGCCUUAAAUGAAGGUAUAGGUGCACACUUAAUAGAUAAACCAGAGCUAGUAAAGGAUAUGAUUCGAACGGUCAAGGGUAGCGUAGGUGUAGAUUUUAUUGCGAUCCAUGGUCGUACACGUCGUCAAAAAUCUACUUCUCCCAUAGAUCUAGACACCAUAAAACUCUGUAAAGAAUCUUUACAAAUUCCAGUAAUAGCAAACGGUAACGUCUUUUCCUUGAAAGACGCAAAUCUAUUAUACGAGAAUACUAGGGUUGAUGGUGUGAUGGUAGCUCGAGGUAUACUUAAAAAUCCAGCAUUAUUUACAGGUUGCGAAAGCACACCUUGGGAAUGUGUGGAUAAAUUUAUUAAAUUAAGUCUGGGGUUGGGAACCACACAUUAUAUUUUCCAUCAUCAUUU